AUGAAGCCAGCAUUGGAAGGGAAAGCGUUACAUGGGACUCCCAUUGCCGUCGGAUCUACAUCUGGAGAAUUGAGGUCCUCGGAGGUGAAAAGGAUCAAAGGAGCCAAGUCCUUAGGAAGUAUAAGCAGUCUACAUUCGACAGAUAGAUUUGAAAGCACAAAUCGUCUACAUGGAAAAGGAGGGGGAUCAUCAAGAUCUGUACGAAGUGUGUCGCGCGACUCACUUUCUGAAAACAUCCCUAGAACUCCUUCACGAGGUCGAUUGACCAAAAGCAGAAGAGAGUUAAGCCAAUCAACAUCGAAGAGCAAUUUAGGCUCGCAAACAGAGAGAUCUACUUCAAAGGGCAAUUUAUAUAAUGCAGGCCAGCGCUCAAAAUCACGAGAUAAGCUACUGAAGGCUGUUAGGGUUACUAGUACUGCCAUAUCCCUCCGUAAAGGAUACCAGCAACAGAAAGGUCAAAAAUCAGAGGAGGAACAGAAACCGAAUUCCUCUUUGACGGAAGCAGACUCGGAAUCUAAAGCUGUACCGCCAGCAACGCUAUACGUCCCAAUCGGCAAGUUUCUCAGCUCGGUCAAUGACAUUCAAAGUGUUCUGCGCUCAGUGAGCGCUACCUUCUCGGAAAUCUCUCGCUCUCAUCAGCGUUUGGCUGAGUGGCGUCCGACUUGGCCAAACUUGGAUGACAUUAAGGCUGGCAAAGUUCCCAUGAUGGUGCAAGAUAAUGCAGCUUCCCCGCCUGUCAACACAGAAGAACUCACCAUUUCUGAAAAGGAUAUUGAUGAGCAUGUUCAUAGUCAGGAGGAUGUAGCAUCUUCCUUUACCGGCGAGAUUCAAGAAGCACCGGUACUACCUAGUAGCAUUGAUAGGUUAUCGGACGGUCAUGUUAGGGCGUCAACCCACGGCGAUAAUAUCCUUGCACCAGAUGUUGAGAGGGAGAGCUCAGCAACGAGUACCGUGGAAGAGCAACGCGGUAGUGGCACGUAUGCUAAUCCUUUGGAGAUGAGAAGUUCCGCAAUAGUGCAGUCGGAAGAGCGGCUACAUCUGAGCUACGAAAGUCCUGGUGGGAAAGUUCAUUCGGUGCUGGCUCCAAUUAUAUAUAGUGAGGGUACGGCAGGAAAGGAACUCUACCCUAAGGACAGAGAAAUAGCAGAAAUGGACGCGGCCCCUGGGCAGAGCGACACGGCACCGCAUGAACGCUUUUCGAAAAAGCUGCAAGGGUUACAGGGUUCAUCUGCAUCAAGCAGUCAGCGGGAAGAAUCCAAUAUCACGGAAAGGAUUUCAAUAGAACGUCCCGUUGGAAAGCAAUUGUCUGGUUUGGACGAUAGGGAAAUCUUUGAGGCCGUGCGAGCACCUGAUGCUGCACAAGAUGAAAUCUACCAUGCGAGUGGCUUUCCAGAUAACAGGAUGGACGAGGAAUAUCUGAAACCAAUGCUUCCACUCACGCCAAAUAACGAUGUAUCUCGAAGUUUCGGCGAGGAGAUUAGGUCAAAGGAUGAACUAAAAAACCUGGAUCAUCCUUCAACCAGUUGCGGAGAACUGCCACUGCAUCGCCCUAAGAGUGCUUCCUCGACACUAUUUGAGAGGAAGUUCCCUUUUGAACCACGAUUGUCUGUAUCAGACGUGGUUCGUAAAAGCGAGCCGAUGUUGGCAGUUUCUGAAGGGAACCUUCACCAUUUGCGAGGCAUUCAAGGUAAAACAAAGGCAAUGAGCGCACAGCCUGUGAAUUCACGCCUUUCCGAGCGGCAAUCGUCCAGCGCCUCUAAUUUAAAUCGACAGCAUUCGGCGCCUACAGGAGAGCGAAAGCAAUGGCGUAGUGUGUCGGUAGAGAUUAACUCAGGGUCGAGACCGGUACCACCACUCUCGCCAUCCACUCCACAACCAUGGGAGGAUGAUGAUGAGAUGCCGAGUGCAAGAGCCCAAAGGCGUGAGCGAGAGAGAGACUUAUACGGUCCAAAAUCUGGCAAACAAGUGGAUUCUAAUGAACGAGUGGAGAAAAUGCCGGAAACAUUACUUGUUCAGGAGGAUGAACAUCAAGAUCGCAAGGACGACGUGACAUGUAUCUCAGAAGAUGCGCAGCAAAUUUUAAGAAGUAAAGAAUUUAUCGUUCGGAGUGGCAAGGCUCCAAAGAGGUCCCUUAGCUUGGGAACUGAACUAUUCUCCAAGAAAAGGUCUGCAUAUUCAAUUUCCACUGCGGUAAAACGUGAAAUACCAUCCAGUCGUCCAUCGAGUGCGAAAGAAAUUCUGCCACAAGUUCUCAGAAAAAGUCGUACAAAUAUUACCACCACUGAUUGCGAGGUCAAAACUGCAACUACUGUCAAUCUCCAAGUAGAUCUUCAAGAGAAGCAUGUCGGAGUCGUCGCCUCGCCACUGAGCAGCAGACCGUCCACUACACAUCGUCCAGUCUCAGCAAAGUCCAAUCAUGCCACAGAAGAUGAUGUCGAACAUCUUGAUGGACAAUUAUUUGCUCAACUGAUCAAGGAAGCUAUAUCUACCGAAAGAAAAAACUCCCUACCGAAUGCAAUGAAUGAGGGAAGACGUCCAAAGAGCGCCUGGAAGUGCUCACCACAGGGCCAGACUAGCCAAUUGCCCUCUCUUUCUCGACCGCAGACAGCCAUGUCAUCUGUGUCUCAUUCACAUCCGUCUACAUCAGUCGUGGACGUGAAUAAACAAUAUGAAUAUGUGCAGAGCGCCCGUCCUUGUUCUGCUCUUUGUCUCCGACCAGGCGCAUCCCUGCUGAAGGAUUUGAUGUGGACUCAUAAGCUAUUCGUCUCCAACGGAGAGCCCACUGAGGAGUUGUUUGGCAUGGAGACUGAAGAUAUUAUUUUCGAAGAGUUUCACCCUCCAACCCAACAGCGCCGUCCUACUAUUGCAUCAACACAGACAACAGCAGCGCAGACGCAAGAUGCUCCUCCCCAAGCGGCUGUUUUGCAGACGAGCACAUUGGAAGCAGAUGGUUGUGAGACGGCUUCGUUGAUAGAGAGACUGCAACUGCUCCGUCUGCAAUUAGAUGGAAAGAAUGAGCACAUGCAGAAAAAAUCGAAACGCCCCGCCUCCGCAUUGUCGGUAUGGUCGCUGGAGAAUCGGGUCCCACUAGACUCUUCGCUAAGGACAUCCUCCGCGCGUGCACGGGCAUCAUCUCCCCAUCAUCUCAGACCUACAUCCGCAGUCGAGCAUUAUCACGAUGCUGGCGUCUGGAUAUCUGAUGAGUUCCCUUUAAUGGAGUCGCCUGCAAUGUGGGAAGACAAGGAUGCGUUGGCCAGAAUGUAUUCGCAGAUUGCGUCAAUGCGCGAACAGGGGGAAUACUCGGCGCCUUCCCAGCGGACCGUGCUCUCCAAUUCUGUACGCGGGCCCUUCAAAGGCCUGCGCACGGAACUGAAUCCCACAUUGAUUGUAGUAGACGAUUCCAUGAUACACGUUCCUGCUGAAAGCCGGACGCACUCUCGUUGUGCCUCUGCUCACCACCCGACGGGUACUGUCGUCGCAACGUCUCAUGGGUGGGCUGUUGAAACUGGCGACUUUGAUUGCGAAUCCAUUCUUCUGGAUGAUGAUAUUGGGGAUUUGGACGCUGCUACCUUAGCCGAAGCAGUUACGAGCAUUCCUCGACGUUCACCAAGUCCCCGAGGCAGACCACGAUCGCAAACCCCAACAAGGGAAGGCCAUUCGUCUGAGAUGGUGGAGGGUUGGUUCGUUCGUAACAUGAGGAAGGAGGAUCUGCCACAACAACAAGUCCAAACACCGAGGCACACCGAAGUACUGUCGGUAAUGAUACCAGAGACAGAAUCGGAAAACCCCAAUGUUUUGAUACAGAGUGAAGAACCGAAACAAGCAUCUGACACAGACACUAAUGAAUGCACUGGAAAGGAAACUGAAUCCACUAUACCCGUAGCCCGUAUCAGAAAAAAGAAAAAGCGAAAGAAGAGAUCUAUUCGGCGCAAGAAACCGGACAAUGCUACUUCAUCGCCCGCAAUUACAGCAAAGCGGGUACGGAAAUCCAGAGACCAUACGUCCUUGGAAAAUAAAGCAGUACUUGGAUCUGUCGCAAUAGAAGAACAAGUCGUCAAUGACGGAGAAGCUCAACAGACCAAUCUGAACGCCUCUCUUGCUGUACCCGAUACGAACACGGACAAUGUUGUGGAAAAUGAAGACAGUUUGUCCGGCCAGAGACUUGAAGAGGCGAUGGAAAUUAAAGUCAAGUAUCGCCCACCGCAAAAUGUCGAUGCUGUUAUACGGUCAAUCAUACGGAUUGACAACCACGUCAAGCAUUUGCAAAGAUGUCUCCGAGCGUACCACAAUGUGAUCCAAUACCGACUUUAUCUUCAAAUGAUUCGCUACGUUCAGAGAGCGUACCGGGGACAUCGAGUCCGCUUGCAAUACCUCCGCUGUCUGCAGCUGAAACGCAGUGGAAGAAAUAUGGUGCUGGCAAUGAAGCAGCUGGAACGAAUAGACGAAGGUGCCAUUAUUCGUGACAAUGGAGAAUACCAGCGUCCUGCUGCCAAUAUGAGCCGGAAUUCGUUCCAUUCUGGAUCGGAUAUCUCCGAAAUUCCGAGUAUAUCGUCCAGUUUCCCUUCUGGCAUGAGCUUUGAAAAUUCAAUGUCCAAUCUCAACCCUCUCCGCCAUCGUAUUUUGGUAAUUGUUCGCCGAAGAAAAAACAUGGACAUAUGGUUGAGGAAAAGAGAUAUGUUAUUGGAGAGGAGGGUUGUUUGGGGAAAGUGCAAAGCCAUUUGCGAUGCGCUACGCGCGUCUUAUGGACAUUGGUUUGAUCUCUUGGCUCGUGGAGGACCGUCAGUACUCUUGUUUGGGACAUUUGUUCCCGGGGAGGAAGAAUUUCCUUUCGAAAACGUUCAAGUUGAAUUUCAACCCUCCUCUGAUAUCGCAAGUACGCCAUCUGGGGGUCGAAGUCGCCGACCUAGUUCUGUCUCCGCCGAUCCUAGAUUAUCUCGUCGUACGAGCAUGGCGCCAACAAUUCCGGAAGUGGGCUCACGGCGUCCCAGUAGCUUUGGGGGACUUCCCCAGGCUGCCACCACCAAGCGGGCGCGUCGAAGUACGCUGGCUAACCCGAUAGAAGCUGCCAUGACCAGAUUAACGAUGCACUUGACCCUAGAAAGUGUUAUCGAGGUUAUGGAUGUGGUCUCUGGCACGUCUUAGGCGGCCAGCGACAUAUCGUCAGGGCCGGUGAUGCGCGGUGGAAGCGAUGUGAAUGUCAUCUGUGUGCUAUAUGUACUUUAGUCUUAACAUAAAUCAAUACCUAUUAAACAUGUAAAUACAUAGGAUCUUGUGAUCAGGU
Spizellomyces punctatus DAOM BR117 is the source of this 5281-nucleotide messenger RNA. RefSeq lists its product as uncharacterized. The coding region runs from base 1 to 5142 and encodes 1713 amino acids. Gene Ontology annotation, molecular function: protein binding. The record is from RefSeq and is a predicted model, not a curated record. The transcript has 4 exons. NCBI's taxonomy places the organism in Eukaryota, Fungi, Chytridiomycota, Chytridiomycetes, Spizellomycetales, Spizellomycetaceae.